CCGGAGAGAGGGGUGGGUGACUCAUCGGUGGCGGCGGCGCCGGGAAUAAAUAGGCGGGCGUCUACCUGGGAGCAGCACUGCGAUCUCAGCGCCGAGUGGCCGCAAGAGCCAGAGCUACAUCGAGGUCCUCGCUGCAUCCCCGCCCCGCCAGGACAUGAUCCUGCCCUGCACCCUGGUGGCCGCUCUCCUGGCUGUCAGCCGCGCAGCCAACCCCUGCUGCUCAAACCCCUGUCAGAACAGAGGAGUAUGCAUGACAAGAGGAUUUGAUCAGUAUGAAUGUGACUGCACAAGGACAGGAUAUUAUGGGAAAACCUGUGCAACGCCGGAAUUCUUCACAUGGCUGAGGCUAACAUUGAAACCUUCGCCAAAUACUGUCCACUACAUCCUCACCCACUUCAAAGGAGCCUGGAGUAUCGUCAACAAUGUUCCCUUCUUACGAGAUGCUAUUAUGAGAUAUGUGUUAACGUCAAGAUCACACUUGAUUGACAGCCCACCAACCUACAACAGUGAUUAUAGUUACAAAAGCUGGGAAGCUUAUUCCAAUAUUUCCUACUACACAAGAAGCCUUCCACCAGUAGGACUUGACUGUCCAACACCAAUGGGUGUUAAAGGUAAGAAAGAGCUCCCAGAUUCAAAGCUGAUUGUGGAGAAGUUUUUGCUAAGGAAAAAAUUUAUUCCUGACCCACAAGGCACAAAUAUGAUGUUCACAUUCUUUGCCCAACACUUCACUCAUCAGUUCUUUAAGACGGACCACAAGAAAGGACCUGGCUUCACAAAAGCUUUUGGCCAUGGGGUUGACUUGAACCAUAUUUAUGGAGAGACUCUGGAAAGACAACUUAAACUGAGACUUCUAAAGGAUGGAAAGCUAAAAUACCAGAUGAUUGAUGGAGAAAUGUAUCCACCAACAGUAAAGGACACUCAGGCAGAGAUGAUCUACCCUCCUCACAUACCUGAACACUUGCAGUUUUCUGUCGGGCAGGAGGUGUUUGGUUUAGUCCCAGGCUUGAUGAUGUAUGCUACAAUAUGGCUGAGGGAACACAACCGGGUCUGUGACAUCCUGAAACAGGAGCAUCCGGAGUGGGAUGAUGAGCAGCUGUUCCAAACUACUAGACUAAUACUGAUAGGAGAGACAAUCAAGAUUGUUAUUGAGGACUAUGUGCAACACCUGAGCGGUUACCACUUCAAACUCAAGUUUGAUCCUGAGCUGCUGUUCAACCAGCGAUUUCAAUACCAGAACCGAAUUGCAGCUGAAUUCAAUACUCUCUACCACUGGCACCCGCUUCUGCCCGACACUUUCCAGAUACAUGACCAGGAGUAUACUUUCCAGCAGUUCCUCUACAACAACUCUAUAAUGCUGGAACAUGGCCUUUCCCAUAUGGUGAAGUCUUUCUCCAAGCAAAGUGCUGGAAGGGUUGCUGGUGGGAAAAAUGUUCCUGCUGCAGUACAGAAAGUAGCAAAGGCUUCGAUUGACCAGAGCAGACAAAUGCGAUACCAGUCCUUGAAUGAGUAUAGGAAACGCUUCAUGUUGAAACCAUUCAAAUCAUUUGAAGAACUUACAGGAGAAAAAGAAAUGGCAGCUGAACUGGAAGAGCUUUAUGGGGACAUUGAUGCUAUGGAGCUGUACCCAGGCCUUCUCGUAGAACAGCCACGGCCAGGUGCCAUCUUUGGUGAAACAAUGGUGGAGAUUGGAGCACCAUUCUCUCUAAAAGGACUGAUGGGAAAUGCUAUCUGCUCCCCUGAGUACUGGAAACCUAGCACCUUUGGUGGAAAAGUGGGCUUUGAAAUAAUCAAUACUGCCUCCUUACAGAAGCUCAUCUGCAACAAUGUGAAAGGCUGCCCUUUCACUGCUUUCCACAUCUUAAAUCCUGAGCCCACAGAGGCAACUAUUAAUGUUAGUACCUCAAAAACAUCAAUGGAAGAUAUCAACCCCACGCUACUACUGAAAGAGCGAUCUGCUGAGUUGUAAAAAUCCAUCUAUUUAUUUAUUUAACAAAUAAUUUAUUCUUUUUAUGGCUUCAAGUGUUAAAAAAAAACAAAACAAAACUUGAGCAUCUUCAUUGUGGGGGUUGCUCUAGAUUCCUUACUCGGGUAAGGCUUACAUUUACCAAAGGGAUUUUCUGUGUUUGAGCUCUACAGUGGUGAAUCCCUUGUUUAAAGUCUUCUGCAACAGAAUUACGUAUUCCAAAGUGGACAAAGGUUCCAACUUUUUUAACGUUUUAAUACUUGACAAAGGGUGUUGGUGUUUUUUUGUUUGUUUGUUUGGUUAUUUUUUGUUGUUCUUUUUGUCCUUUGACUUGAUAGGUCACAUAACACUACAAAAGCAAGUUAUUGCCUCAAUAACUUCUUAAACUUGAAAAGAGGCCAUUGAACUAAAAGUACAAGAAAAUUUUGACUUAAUGAAAACUGCCAGAAAAGAUUAUGAAUUCAGUAUAAGCACUCCAAGAUUAACAAAAAAUACAUAUACUUGAGACUCACUUAUUUAUGUAAAGUCAGAAAAUGCAUUGCAUUUAUUGUUGAUACUACCUCUCCCUUAUUGCAAAUAAGGCACUUUGUAUAGAAACGUGUAUGUUUAUUUUUAUGUGUAAAUUUACCCUCAUGUGGCAUUAUACUUUUUAAAAAUUUAUUUAAAGAAAAUAGAACUUGUCAUGGAUCCUACUUGUUUUUGAGGCAUAUGUCACAGAAGUAUUAUUUAUGAAAAGGAUGAUAAUAAGGUACUGAGCUUAGAAAUAACUGCCUCUCAGGCUGCAACACAAGGCUGGUUGUAUCUUGUUACAGAUAUUUUAUUGUGCAAGUUUGGGGAGAUGUUAAACUUAAUCCGAAGUAUUGGUAUUCUUUCCGUAGCUGUAGUUCUCUGGCCUACUUGAUAAUAUGAUUGUAAUCUUUGUCCUGUUAAGGACAAAUGGAUGGUAUAUCUUUACUGUAGUCACAUCCUUAACUCUAGCUUUGUGUAACCAAAACACAGAGGUUAUUGGGGAACAGUGAAAACUAAGAAGCUGUGUAAGUAGACACAGCAGAGAAAUGAAUACAGAUAGAUUUAGCAAAACUUCAAGGCACCAAGGCUUGAAGGUAACUCAUGGCCAUACUUGUGACUUUUAUAGCUUUAUUUAUUGUGGGGAGGAGGGAUAAUGGUUUGUUUAUAACUUAUAAACAGAGGCAUUUUAAGUAAGUGGCUUAAGCUUAAAUAAAACUGGCUGGCUAGCACAAAAUUUCCUGGAUGUAUUUGUCGCAGUCCAGUACUAAAAUUUCUAGUCCCAUCUGGGUGCAUAAGAGGUUACACGAGAUCUUGUACCUGCACUUCCAACUUUGCAUAUAAGGGUAUCUUUUUUUAAUUUCUAGAGAGGAAGUGUAGAAGAUGAUCUUCCCAUAAAAACAGCUGGGGAACUGUAGAUAAAAAGAAAAAGUAACUUCAGACUGGAAUAGAGCAGCAACCUGGUAUUCUGUGCCCCUGCCCAAAAUUCCUUGACUUCUUGUGGAAAAGGACUUGAGAUUCAGAUGAAAUCUAAGACUUGAGUGUUUUUAGAGGCUUGUGCUUUGUAAUGGCUAUGGCAAUAGUGUAGUUGGACUGGGAGUUCUGUUUCUGUUGAUUUGUUUAGAAAUGCCAAUUACCUUAUGCUGUGUAAGAUUGUAAUUGUUAGUAUGAGUAGCUGAAUCAUGAUCUCCUGUAGAGAUUGACACCAGUGACUGAUUUGAGGUCGUGUUUGGUAUGAAUGCUUUGGGAGAAAGAAGGGCAUUUGUUUUCCUUUUUUAUAUUUGGAGCAUGAAGAAGAGAAAAACAUUGAUAACUUUGUAUUAAAAGGUGGUCAGUACUGUAUAUGGUAAUAAGUGAAAACUGCUUGGACACUUGUUAAAUGUGUAACUGUCAUUCAGAUCCAUCUUUAGAGCACUCUUCUUCAGAGCACCCUUCUGCCAUUCACAUGGAAUAGUAUUUGGCUUAAGAGUCAAAGUCUGGACAGAUCUAGUUGGUUUGGGGGUAGGUAAAGAGGAAUUCCUCACCCCUUGUUAUUUGUGUUAAGUUAUAAGCUGCUUCAGAAAGGAAUCGUGUUCACUCUGCAUUUUGUACUCUGCAGCCACAUUUCAAGAGUCACUCACCUGUGACACAACCUGCUGUGUUUGGCUGGGUUCGGCUGGGUUCAGUAUGCUUAUGAUACAAGUGUAUGAUUGAGACUAUUUAUUUAAAGUUCUAUGAAUUGUUUUUGAUUUUAUUUUUGUAGAAAAAAAAGUUUUUAAAAUGCAAUUGUUUCACAAAAUAAAUUAAAAACAUUACCUAUAUGGACUCA
Molecule: messenger RNA, 4277 nt
Organism: Phalacrocorax carbo (great cormorant)
Lineage: Eukaryota; Metazoa; Chordata; Aves; Suliformes; Phalacrocoracidae
Source: RefSeq, a predicted model, not a curated record